Messenger RNA from Linum trigynum, 3201 nucleotides. NCBI's taxonomy places the organism in Eukaryota, Viridiplantae, Streptophyta, Magnoliopsida, Malpighiales, Linaceae. The record is from the annotation of a GenBank genome assembly.
AUGCUUCACAAGAGCUUCAAACCGGCGAAAUGCAAGACGGCAUUAAAGAUGGCGUCAUCCCGUAUCAAGCUGCUGAGGAACAAGAGAGAAGUGCAGUUGAAGCAGUUGAAGAGAGAAGUUGCUCAAUUGCUCGCCGUCGGCCACGAUCGGACUGCCAGGAUCAGGGUGGAACACGUAGUCAGGGAAGAGAAGACAGUGGCAGCAUAUGAUCUUAUUGAGAUUUACUGUGAACUGAUUGUUGCCCGUUUGUCCAUGAUUGAAUCACAAAAACUCUGCCCCAUUGACUUGAAGGAAGCAGUCUCUAGUGUAGUUUUUGCAUCCCCUAGAUGUGCCGACUUGCCGGAACUGGCGGAUGUGAAAAAGCAUUUUACAGCGAAGUAUGGAAAGGAAUUUGUUUCUGCUGCUGUUGAACUACUUCCAAACUGUGGGGUUGGCCGCUUACUCGUGGAAAAACUGUCUGCAAAAGCACCUGAUGGCCCGGAAAAGAUGAAAAUCUUGAGUGCAAUCGCUCUGGAACACAAUGUUAAGUGGGAUCCGAAAUCGUUUGAGGGUGAUAUCAAGCCUCCCGAGGACUUGCUGAACGGACCUGCUACAUUUCAACCGCCCAAUACGAUGCAUGCCCAAACUCAUGAUGUAGACCCACCUCGGAAUUUCAACAGCAGCCAUGCUUCUGCUCAUGGAAAGCAUGAUGGAAGCAUGAACUCAUAUGCCCCUAGUUCCCAACCUUCUUCUCAUUUGCAAUCACCUAGGCCUGAUGAUUUCGGUUCAAAUAAGGCAAUGUCAUCAGCUUUCUCUCACCCAGAGCAGAGGACUUCUCCAGGUAUAGGACCUGAAGGUGUGGAAUAUAGACAUUCACAUGACAGGUCAGGAGGAAAUUUUUCUGGGAGCCACCAGCAAUGGAAUACAGAGUUCAAGGAUGCCACGGCUGCUGCACAGGCAGCUGCUGAAUCUGCAGAACGAGCAAGCAUGGCUGCUAGAGCCGCUGCUGAACUCUCAAGUCGUGAUAACAUGAACAGGCGUCAGUCAAGAGAAGAAUCACAUUUUGCUUCUGGGUUUUCACACAGAGAUGAUGAAGGGCAGCGUCUUACGACUGGCUCUAGGUUUCUAGAUGAGAGACCUUCCAAGGAACCAAUGAAGAAUACAUCCAAAAGUAAAUCUCGAGUGAACUAUGAACAGCAGACUGAUGAUACUGAAGAAGAUAUCCUAGCUGCUUUGAAUGAAAGGUUUUACAAUCUGAAGGGCCGGUUGGCUGCUACCCCAGAUUCCAAUGGUCCUCCUGAGAUUGUUUCUUCUCCAUCUAUGAGUAACCACGAUACAGUAGAGAGGCAUUCCCAAACAAGCUCAUUUGAAUCGGACAAGAGUGACAUUUCAAGUGAUAAAAAUAUGGGAAGAGCGCCCAGUGAUCAUGAGGUGGACAUUAUUGGUGGUAACAUGCAUGGUGUGAUAAAACAUGAAACUUUUGAUUGUUUCGAGGAAUCAAGUGUCCCACACCAGUUUAGUGGUCUUCGUAACCAUCCCCAUUCAAAGAUUCCUAGUUCCGAUGAGAAUUCGACCUCAACAUGGGACCGCCAUAAGUCAAGUGAUGAUGCUACUUCUGUGGAUCUUUUUGUCAUUGGACAAGCAAGAAGCCGAGUAAAUGCCAAAGAAACAUGUUCGUAUGAUGUUGCCACUGCAGUAUUUGAUGAUCAUGGUUCUGAUGAUGGCGAGGCAUAUAAUUUGCAUGUUGAGGACGAACUUAAGGACCAACAAUCCAGUAUGGGCUCUCAUUUUCCUUCACGGACAAAUGCAUGGUGCCCUGGGCAGAAGAGCAUUUACGAGUCUCCAAGGAAGUCAAAUUCUUCAUUUCUCUUUACCAUUGAGAGAAACCAUAGGUCUGUUGCUUCAGAAGGUUUAACUAGCAAUGCAGUUCCUUCGCAGCAGGACGCUUUGUUACCAGUGACUUUUGAUGACUCGGAUGGACCAAGUUCUGAAAAUGAAGAUGGUGGUAGUACUUCUUCUCAUGUUCAGUCCAAAAAUCUGCACUACCAUGACCUCAAUGAGAGUUCUUCCUUGAAGGGAUCUUCAUCGUUUGCCGAAAAUGAAAACUUAGGGUACAAUAAUAGACAGAGUUCCCUGCGUCCAUCUUCAGCCGACUCCCAUGAAGGACAAAUGCAGCAUCAGAAUAUCCAGGGAGUUGGAGUUGGUGGUAUAAAAGCUGAUGAUGGGCAGUUUGGUGAUCCCAAUCGUCCUUCUAUCAGCUUGGCACAAUCUAGAUACAAUUCAAGUGACAUGGAUGAGAAGUUUCAAACACCGGUACUUCUGCCUGCUGGAGAUAGUGAUGGUGAUGAUGAAAAUGGAUCUGGUUCUGCAAGUGGUAAGGAGUUGAACUUUGGAUUCCUGGCAGGGGGGAUUCGAAACAAAGGCUAUAAACACCCACCUUAUCUUAAAAAUCCUGCUACUCAAAAUCCUUCACCAUCCAAACAAGCUGUUGAAGAAGUUACUUCUACAAGAAAUAUUCAAGACACAUCCAGCCAGGUACCUCCCCAAGAAGCAAGUAGAAGAAGAACUAGCUUAAGAAAUCCAGCUAGAUCAUAUAAUUUCAGUGACGGUGAUUCAGUCAAGGAUCGACCUUUACAACAGAAAUUCAACGGUAGUGAAGAAGGCCAACAUAAUAACCAUAACUCAGGAGGAGUUGAAGUAAACAAAGUAUCAGGGUCUCGAAGAGCCUUCUUCGAUUCAGAUGACAGUGAAGCCGAAAGGGAACUUCCUGAACAGAAAUCCGCCGCAGGGAAAUCUGUUGCAGGUCAGGCAUUUUCCAGGCGCACUAAGGAUGCUGCUGCUGCUGCUUCUGAUGAUAGGAGUUCCCAUCCAAAAACCAAGAGCUCAUCACAAUCUCCAGGAAAUGUUGACUAUGCUGCCCCCACUCAUCAAAGUCCUCCAACAUCCAAGUCAAAGCCCUCGACGUUCCAGUUGAGUUCAGAACCCACAGUAUCCUCUGGAAAGAACAGUGUUAGACCAUCUGCUACAAAACAACCGUCAAUUCCUGCUGCUCCGAAAACGGAAUCUCCAGGCAACAACUACAGCGCAAAGACUUCUGGUUCAACUGGGGAUCCCUCGUCCGUAAAAGAUCCUGUCAACAGAGCCAGUCACGUCCACCCUAAACUACCCGACUACGACACUUUUGCAGCACACCUACGGUCUCUUCGCCAGGAUCGCCAGUAA